CCUCCUCCUCUGGUUCUCGUAGGCGCUCUCCUUGCUCGUAGCAUGCUCGUACUCGUGGUGUCUUUUGAAUGAAGUGAUGUCGUGAAACUGAAAGUUCGAUCGCGGCUUACGUUGGUAUUGGUUCUCGCCUAGUGUUGCGUGCCUUCUCCAUUGACAAAUGCAGGCAAAGAAAUGACGCCCUGAGACGCUGUGCUACGCAGUAUCGUUCCGAUCCGCUGUUGACAAGUGCGGGGAGCCGGCGGCGGGCGUGCUUGUCACAAUGGAAGCCUGUGCGCCCACGCUCGGCACUGGGGAGUGCGUGGAUGAGAAUGAGCUACAGGAGUUCGAGGACUACGAAGCCGUCAUGGACAUGAUUCGUAAAGUUGCGAAAGGCGGCCUCGCCGAACGCGAGGUCGAGCACCUGCUAGACGUGUUUAAGAAAACUUUCGACAAAUAUCUCGAGCAGCCGUACCUCUUGGACGCUCACUUGGCGGAGAUCGUGCAGGCCCUGGUGAAACCCGUCAAGUCUCCGGACUGCACCGACGAUGUCCUGCACGCGUGCAUGGGCUUCCUCGUCGUAGUGACCAAAGUUCGCGGACACAAAGUAGUCGUCACUCACCUACCUCACGAGCUGUCAGACAUAGAACCCGUCCUUGCCCUGUUGGAGAGAGAUAUUGUGUUACGUCCAACAACGUACAUGCUGCUGCUCUGGCUUGGUGUGUUGUCCAUGGUGCCUUUCCAGCUCUCCCGCCUUGACUCUGGCGAUUCAGGAGUGAAACCCGUGGCCCAAAGGAUAUACGAGGUCAUGAAGGCCAACCUCACUGCCGUUGGCAAAGCAAACGAUGCCUCCAGCUUCUUGAGCGCCCAUUUCAUUACCCGACCCGACAUCAAAGACAUCUACUUUGAUGACUUUGUGGUCUGGCUGCAGAACCAAAUUGACCUGGAGAAAGAGGUGACAACGACAAACGUACUGUCAGCGCUCGCCAUGAUUUUCAAGAUCGCCAAGCGAGAUGUCGUCAUGAAGCAUGCCCACAGCGUAAUGAACGUGCUGGCUGAAAAGAAGUUAUUUCAGUGCAAUAACUUUCUCAUUGAAAAGCUUGCAUUGAAGCUGUGUCAAAGGAUUGGCCUCUGCUUUCUUCCUGUCAACCUCGCUUCAUGGAGGCACUUGAGAUGCGUUAAGAAACUGUCGCAGACCGUGCAAGAGAACGGUCCUUUGUCAGAAGCGGCCUUCCCAGCCGUGCAGGAGAAUGGAGAAGUAGACGUCCCGGAAAUCGUUGAAGAGGUCAUCGACAAGCUCUUGGAGGGCCUUGAAAAUUGCUCUCUUAACGUCAGAUGGUCAGCUGCAAAAGGCAUGGGCCGUAUUGCGAGCAGGCUUCCGAAGGAGUUUGCCUGUGAGGUUGUCUCCUCGGUAUUCUCUGUAUUCGAGAGGCAAAAAAGUGAGAGUUCACUUCAUGGGGCGUGCCUCGCCUUAGGUGAACUUGGUCGUCGAGGCACCCUGCUUCCCGAGCAGCUGCCCAAUGUGGUGUCUUCCGUGUUGCCUUGCAUUGAGUUUGAUGAACAGCUUGGCAAGCAGUGCUUUGGCCGUGUGGUUCGUGAUGCGGCCUGUUACGUCUGCUGGACCUUGAGCCGCUCGUACGACCCCUCUCACCUGGCGCCGUUUGUGAAUGCCGUUGCUUGUGCCCUUGUCUGCAUCACUCUGUUUGACAGAGAGGUCAUGUGCCGUCGCGCGGCUGCCGCGGCGUUCCAGGAGUGUGUGGGAAGGCUCGGCACGUUUCCGCACGGCAUCGAAAUCAUCACCGUGGCCAACUACUACUCUUUGGCGCUAGUGCAAAACUGUUAUCUCAGUCUCAGUCUGCAGGUUGCCAAGUUCAUAGAAUACACGCAGCCUCUCAUCUUGCACCUCGUGGAGAAGAGGUCGGGCUACUGGGAUCCCCACAUUAGGACGCUGUGCUCGCAAGCGCUGUUCAAGCUCACCGUGGGCGAUCCCGGCUUCGUGAGGGAGACCUGCGUGCCCAAACUCUUGGCCACAUUGCACAGCCGAAACCUGAACUCCAGACUGGGAGCCCUACUGUCUCUCGGGGAAAUCGUGCACUCGCUUUGCGAGCUGGGCAAGAAGAGGGGUGAAAAUGUCUACGAUGCCUUGGGUAUCGACACUGUGGAAGCAAUGAAGGAGCUGGCCUCGAAGUACAUAGAAGACAAAGUUUUUCAAGUUCCUGGAGGAGAUUCAAUGAAGGAAGCAUUUUGCCUGUUCAUAUACAAGCUGUCCAGUGUUAACUUUCCUGUUCACCAGUCAAGGCCUAUUCUUGAAAAGUGGCUGUUUGUGAUAACCCGUUGCCUUCUUCGUGACGAAGCCAGCCUCAGGAACAGUGCCUGUAUGGCGUUGUCGCCAUUCAUAGAAGAGUACUGCAAGGAGGAGAUUGAGUUUUGUGACAAACUCGUCACGAACUUUCUUGAAGAGCUGAACUCUGGAACAGAAGGAGUUUGUUGCAACUUUGCGCAUGCACUUGGAUUUCUGCCAAGGUUUGUUUGCAGGAAAUACUGCGAAGAAAUUCUCGCCGGACUCAUGGUCAAGGCAACAAGAAAGGGUUCGGAAUACAUCGACUCCAAAACCGAGGCCGUGCUCUCCUUGGCGCGUGUUUGUGUCACAGCUGGAGUCGAGGAAGGAGGCGUAACUUUGUCCCAAAUUGAAGCCGUACUUGACAUCUUAACGCAAGGGAUAGAUGACUACACGCACUGUCCGAAAAGGGGAGAUGCAGGAGCAAACGUCAGGAGGGCCUGCAUGAUGGCAUUUAAGGAGCUGAUCUGCUACCUUGCAUCAGUGGCACCCAGUUCUAUUCCUGAAGCACCGGUCAAAACUUUGGUGUGUGCCUUAGCUCAGCAGAGUGUGGAGCCUGUGGAUAACGUGUGCCGCCUGGCGAUAACGACUUUCAUUGAACUGCUGUACAACGUGCCCGAGAUACCGUACAUUCCCCAACUAGAUGAAGCACGCAAGAUCCUGCCAGCCGACCUGGCAAGCAUUAUCAACCUUCGGCAAGCCAAGGAGACGUUCCCCUACUGGAGCCGGAUGCUUAUGCUCGACUCGUACCGUCAGUCUCUGCUGAAGGGCUUCCUCGUCAGUGUUGGCGGCAUGUCUGAGCAAUUUUUCGUUUCUGGCAAAGAGAUUCUGCUGUCAUUUCUUGGCACGGUCAGACAGGAUCGCACACUUGAAGAAUCGGUGUACGGAUUCCUCAGUUGGACUGCUGAGUGACAAAGCGUUCAUGAAUAGGGCACAGGCAAAGUAUCUCAGAGCCAUGGACCACCUCGCCGUUUCUGGUGCCUUCACUGGAGCUCCGCCUGAAUUUGCUGAGGCGUUUCAGCGGGAGGCCUGGAUUAAAACAUGCAGGUUAAAGUCGUUUCUUACACUGGAGGCCUUGUCAAGCUUCCUUGCCACCUGGCUCCAGUUUGAAGGAGAAGCGAGGAAAAAAGUUCUCACCAAGCUCUUUAAGUUUCUGCAGCAUCCAUGGAGCAAAGUGCGCAAGGCAACUGCACUCCGUCUCUGUGAAUCUCUCAUGCUGUACUCGGUUUUAGAAGAUGAAGAAAAGCUCGAGGAGGCUUGCAGGCUUCUCACCGAGGUUGACUGGAAUGGCAGCGAGGUUGACACCUCCGUAGAAAGGCUGAGGGCGCUAUUUGGCAUAGAAAACAAGAGCUAGUAAAGAACUGCGCUCAUUGCUUAGCUUCUCGCGUGUUCUGUAAAGCUUGUGAAGUUUUUAUUACUUAUUUAAUAAAUAAUACCAAAAUCUUGUAA
Rhipicephalus microplus (southern cattle tick) is the source of this 3763-nucleotide messenger RNA. RefSeq names its product tubulin folding cofactor D (gene TBCD). Gene Ontology annotation, biological process: tubulin complex assembly; microtubule cytoskeleton organization; post-chaperonin tubulin folding pathway. Gene Ontology annotation, molecular function: beta-tubulin binding; GTPase activator activity. Gene Ontology annotation, cellular component: lateral plasma membrane. The record is from RefSeq and is a predicted model, not a curated record. NCBI's taxonomy places the organism in Eukaryota, Metazoa, Arthropoda, Arachnida, Ixodida, Ixodidae.